This is a messenger RNA of Sabethes cyaneus, 1098 nucleotides long. RefSeq lists its product as uncharacterized. The transcript has 3 exons. Bases 1 to 1098 code for a protein of 365 amino acids. Lineage: Eukaryota; Metazoa; Arthropoda; Insecta; Diptera; Culicidae. The record is from RefSeq and is a predicted model, not a curated record.
AUGCGAACCCGUUUACUUAGCAAGAUCGAAGAAAGAGGAGACGUCACAUUGGAGCAGCUGUCAAUCGAAUGCCAACGGUUAAUGAAUCUACAUCAUGAUACGGCUUUAAUCGAAGGCAGUUCGAAUGCGGUCAACGUGAUCAGCAGAAGACAGCCGAACUUCCAUAAGUUCCGAAAACAGUCGGUAGCGAAGAAGGACAAUUCGCCGAAGCAGCAUUCGUCCAGUAUGGAGAAAAAGCCAAGCGGUCCAUUGUCAUAUCCACAGUCAGUGAAUGCCAAAGCAGCCUCGGGUGACUCACUCAAGCUGGUGUCACAGUUCGAAUGUCCAAUAAGUGUUAACGGGGUAACACACGUAGGCACGAUUUUCGUCGCGGAAAAAGAUUUACAUAUUUUUGGACUUGACUUAAUCGAAGCAUUCCAUCUAGAUUCGGUUCCGAUGAAUGCAUUUUGCUACGAAGUUUCCGUUUUUCCGACGUCAGUGAAUCGUCUUAAGGCUCACUAUCCACAAGUUUUUAGUACCGAGCUAGGUAAAUGCACAACAACUACAGUGAAGCUCAAACUAAAACCAGAUCAAAUCCCAGUUUUUCGCCCUAAACGUCCGGUGGCGUACGCCAUGUACAGCGCAGUUGACGAUGAGUUGCAUCGGUUGGAGAGCAUGAAUAUAAUAACACCAGUAGAUUACUCGGAACGAGCAGCUCCGAUAUACCCGCUACCGCUUACCCAGGAAAUUUUUGUGAAACUGACUCAUUGCGAGGUGUUUAGCAUUGUGGGUAUGUCCGAGUCCUAUCUUCAGCUGCAAGUCGACGAAGCCACCAGUAAACUCCCGGCUAUUAAUGCCCACAGGGGCAUCUUCAAAGUAUAUCGUUUGGCACCUGAAGUGAAAGCAGCACCGGGAGCAUUUCAGCAAGUCGUCGAUGCAAUGCUAGUAGAUCUGCAGCACACGAGCGGUUACAUCGAUGACAUCAUCGUAGGCCGCCGCAAUGAAGAGAAGCACUGGGAGAACCUGAAAGCACUGUUCGAGCGUCUAUUAGGCCACAAUCAGGCAAAUACCUCCUCCUGUCGACGUGUCCGGCGUUCGUGCUUUUCUAGGGGCCGUUAA